AUGCCCAAGUGUGACCUCAAAACCAGAUACAUACCAGCUACAUUCGCCUGGACCCUGCUGAUCGUAGCUACAACAUUGUUUUUUUAUUAUCCGGCCCAGUAUUACAUAUCCGACCACCCAUGGGUGCCAGCCUACCAAGGUGUCAUCACGUUUUUUGUGUUGGCCAAUUUUACCCUAGCCACUUUCAUGGACCCGGGAGUGAUACCUAAAGCCCCUCCUGAUGAAGAUAGGGAAGAUGACUUUAGAGCUCCACUCUACAAGAAUGUUGAUAUAAAUGGUAUUACAGUUCGCAUGAAAUGGUGUGUUACUUGUAAGUUCUACAGACCACCUAGGUGUUCCCACUGCAGUGUUUGUAACCAUUGUAUAGAGACUUUCGAUCAUCAUUGCCCGUGGGUCAACAACUGUAUCGGUAGAAGAAAUUACAGGUUCUUCUUUUUCUUCCUCAUAUCAUUGAGUAUACACAUGAUUAGUAUAUUCACUUUAAGUCUGAUAUUUAUAUUGAAGAGUGGCAAUGACUACAAUAAACCUCAGCCCAUUAUAUCUAUCGUGUUGAUAAUCUUGGUAGCUUUAUUGUCGAUACCGAUAUUCGGUUUGACUGGUUUUCACAUGGUUCUGGUCUCGAGAGGACGCACCACUAACGAACAAGUGACAGGCAAAUUCAAAGGGGGCUACAACCCCUUCUCCAGGGGUUGUUGGGACAAUUGCUGUUACGCUCAGUUCGGACCACAGUUUCCUAGUCUCAUUAAGCCCCAAAAAUACUACGCCAAACGAAAACAUUGUCCUCACGGACCUAUAGCGACUAUAACGAACGACAGCCAAGUGAAAACUUACAUGGACAACAGCAAUGGAGUCAGGAAUAUAAAUUCUAAUGCAUAUAACAAGAUGUCUCCGGGCCGAGAAGGCUGCGACCUCGACAUGGAGCCCUCGGCCUCCCAAUCGCAGGACUGCGAGCCUACGCCGCCCCUGCAGCGGCACGGCUCCAAGAGCAACUUCUUCCUACCGCCCAACGCCUCGGUGGCGAUGGGGGCGGACGGCGACUCGCCGCCUAGGGCGCAGGCGAGGGGCGGGCAUUACGCGCCGCCCCGCCACAGCCCGCAUCCCAGGCCGAGGGGGCUCGACCAGAACAGGAGCACUACCCCCGAUAGCUUGGGCCCCCCUCAAAGACCGUCGCCUACUAUGCAGCAAAGGAUCAAAGCGCUAGGAGUGCCGACGCCUCUGGCAUUGUCUAGUCCAGUUAGAAGAUCUAACCCGAGUACUCCGACGCAGCCGCGCAGGCCCUCAGACUUCGUCGGCGUGGUGUACGCCGCCAAUCCAUCGCCGGCCGCCCACUACUACGACUUCCAGCCGCCCCCCCACCACCACCACCAGCAGCACUACCCGCAGCAGCGCCAGCCGGACCAGGGCGGGCAUCAGAGAGGGGGAGGGGCGGGCGGAGGCGGGGCGAUGAUGGGGGAAGGUCAGGGCGUGCCCAUGUCCACCGGCUGGCCCCACCAUCAUAGUACCUACGGCAGCCCUCAGCGCCGCUUCCUCUCCGAGGGCGAGCUGGUCCGGCAAGAGCCCGCCCCGCUCUCCGCCCACCCGCCCCCCCGCUCCAACAACACCGUCGACAACAUCCGCGAGCUGGCCAACUCCCCCCAAAGGGGCGUGUACAUGUGGAAGGACGCCUGCUCGCCGACGGGACGCGCUGGCCAAUCGGCGGCCGCCGCGGAUUUCUAUCGGUCGAAUCCGACGAGUCCCACGCAGCAGACGUACGGGGGCGUGGCGACGAGGGCGUAUCAUCCGGCGGGGCGGGGCGGGGUGCCGGUCUUCCCACCGCAGAGUCCGCAGGUGCACCGCAAACCCUUGGGCGGCAGCACGCCCACCGUCCGCCGCCCCAUGUCGUUCGUGCGCGCCCUCGAGAUGACCGACGCGGCCGCCCAGCCGUCGGACUGCCCCAAGCAGCAGGGGGCGGGGCGAGCGGGGCCGCCCCACCCGCAGCCGAGCCCGCCCGACCGCGCCAGCGUCUACGACACGAACUACGAGAUAUCCGUGUAGGGUAG
Messenger RNA from Phaedon cochleariae (mustard beetle), 2039 nucleotides. The record is from the annotation of a GenBank genome assembly. NCBI's taxonomy places the organism in Eukaryota, Metazoa, Arthropoda, Insecta, Coleoptera, Chrysomelidae.